AUGGACCUUCUUCGUAGUGGAACUGGCAGAGGAAUAUGCGGACGAACAGAAGCACCCCCCCCUCUCUUCCCCCCAUCCUGUAAAGAUCGGAUCUUUAAGUCCUACCGGAGGGGGUAUAUACCAUAUUCGGUUUGA
This is a messenger RNA of Spirodela intermedia, 135 nucleotides long. NCBI's taxonomy places the organism in Eukaryota, Viridiplantae, Streptophyta, Magnoliopsida, Alismatales, Araceae. The record is from the annotation of a GenBank genome assembly.